Messenger RNA from Gasterosteus aculeatus aculeatus (three-spined stickleback), 8056 nucleotides. RefSeq names its product zinc finger protein 518A. Lineage: Eukaryota; Metazoa; Chordata; Actinopteri; Perciformes; Gasterosteidae. The record is from RefSeq and is a predicted model, not a curated record.
CACACACACACACUCAUGGGCAGCGAAUGACGUAGGGCUCACGCUGCGAAAAACAACAGCGAGGUUCUUAUGGGCGUUCCGCGAAACAAAAUAGCUUCACACUUGGGUGAAAGUUGUCUCAACUGUGUUUUCUACGAGAAAAUGCCCUUCGCGGCACUAGUUAGGUAUUUGACAAGCAUUACAUAUUCAUCCGCUCCUACAUGAGUGUCAAGAGCGCGUCAGUACCCGGAUGGACUGUCAUGGCCGCCGUCGCUGUGGAUCCAUAGAGGGGAGAGAAGGAAGGCGAAUGUUUGUACGGUGUGUUUUUUUGUACCGUAACCUCCUUUUCACCAUGUCGGACGUUGACGAGGACGCCACCUGAACUUCCAUCGAGUUCACAGUCCAGUGGAGCUUCUGUUCUUCAGACCCGACAUGCAUGUCUGAGUUGUACUAAAGGAGUACAGAUACCUGUAGAUUUACAACUAUGGAAGAAGAUCUCACAAUACUUAACGAUUCUGCCAAAAACUGCAGCAUAUCAGUAACUGGGGAUGAGAAGGUAAAAGACUUUGUGUUUAAGCAUUUCAGAGAAGUUGCGGAUGGGGCACUCUUCAAUAAUGCAGAAGACUCUUCCCUCAAGGAGCAUGGGAGCUCCAUCAGUAAAGAUAAACCAACUCUGAAUAAAGCCCACUGUAAAAUACAGCAGGGGGCUGUUUUCUCUGGAAAAAUUCUCAGUUUUGGAUGCUCUGUGUGCAAAGAUGAUUGCAGAUACAGCCCCAAUGAUCUCCUUAAACAUUUUCGAGCAGCCCAUAAAGGAACCCUCCCUACAUACCCUUGUGACCUGUGCGGUUUUGUCACAAACGAGUUCCCUGCUCUUCAACGUCAUCGGAUUGAGCACAGGAAUACUCUUGUGACAUGCGAGCUCUGCGACAAUGAUGUGCAGUACUCUCUGCUUUUGCUUACCAGACAUUACAUCAUGUGUCACAGUCUAAAUGGACAGUUUACCUGUGACUGGUGUGACUUUACAACUGUGGACGCAGGUACAUUCGUCCAGCACAUUCAUCAUCACAAUGAGAGUCCUUGGAAGUGCUCCAAAUGUAGACAUAUCAGCCUGAACGAGGAGGAUCACCACAAGCACAUGAAAGCCCACUCUGGGACAUUCCCCUACACCUGCCAGAUCUGUGGAUAUGGUUCGGCAAGGGGCGAGUAUCUUAAAAAACACACAGCAGCAGUUCACAAAGAAGAAGCUGAAAGAAGGAAUGUAUUGAAGGCUAUUGACGAUAGCGGAAUCCCAGCAAAUGCAUCUGCAAGCUUAAAACUUUUGCUGAAAAAGAGUAGUGAAUCACAGGAGGCUCAGAGGAUAUCGAAACUGAACUGUCUGUCCGGGAAUUUCACCAACCAAAAUGGCAGGCUAAUCAAACCAGAGAUAUCCGUUGAAGAGACCCACCACUUUGUGGAUUCCAAAAAGGAAAACAAAAAUAUGGGUAAAGGCUCUCAUUACACAGAGCAAUCAAUGCCAAUAAUGUUACAGGAAUGUGACAACUCUGAAAGUUCUGCAAGUCACACUAGUCCUAAUGGUCUCACUGUUCUGAUGGUUAAGAACAAAAUCUCUCUCCCCCCCAACUGUACAACCAAAGUGAUGGGAUUCAAGAUGGUUGAUGGCAAAAAACAUUUAGUUCUCAAAGUAAUACCAACAACAAAGCAAGAUGUAUCCACUCAAAACCAUUCCUUUAUUGAAGAUUUGGGGUCCUCAGCACCAAGUCCUGUGUUGGAGAAAAGUAGAGUCCCAAAUGAGAAUGGGGAGUGCUCUAACAGCAGGAAUUCUACAUCACAUAGUUUGGCCGUUUCACCAAGAAGUGAAUCUAGCCUGCAGAUAGAUCAAGGCGAUAUCGUGGCAGUAAAAGUUAAGAUUGAGGAGGAAGAAACCUCUGUUAGCAACCAUGAUUCCCCUGCUCGAGAUGGAGAACAAACUCCUCACUCACUAGGUAGGUCUUCCACCUGUGCAGCCACCUUACAUCCCAUUACAAAUGAGUUUGAUGAUGUGGACGACCAAGGUCAGCCAAGGCAAGCCUCCUGCUCAGAAAGAACUAAGUUUCAUCAUAAUUCUGUAACAUUUAACUGUGAUGCAACCUGCCAUAAUGGUUCUCAAAUCAGUUAUACUUCAAAGAUGUUUCCUGGCAUGGUCACUGAUUCAUCUUCACCUUCAAAAGAUGCUGAGGAAAUAUUGUCUGCCAAACAAGUCUUGAAAGAAACCAUUGAAAACUGUCGGGCUUCAAAUGAGUUAUUGCUGAUUGAUACAUGCAACAUAGAAAAUGAUGACCAAUGUUCUCAGAGUACCUCAGAAGAAACCGACGCAUUGGGAACGGAGACUGAACAUAAAAAUGACAGGCUACGUUUUAAAAAGCUUUCGACUACCCCGGCACCUUCAUCGGAGUCAUCCUCGUACGCCUCAGUUAACCGCAGAGAGAGUUUCCCUAGCUGCACACAUAAUUCCCCAAACCAAGACGUAUUUCAUUUUCAUAAUUAUUCCAAGGAAACAUAUGGGACUUCACCUAGCAAUACCCAAAGCUUUGACAAUAUGUCUGAUCAUUCAGAAGAAAGUCUUUUUAAAUCCUCACAGUUUAGUUUGACGUUGGGAGAUACUCCUGAGCUAUUCACAGAAAGGGGUCAUAAAAACCCGACUGAAAAGGUCUCCGAGAGUCACAUUGGUGAGGGCAUAGCUAGUGUUGACGAUCCUGCCACUGAAGAUGAACAUCCUGAGUCAGUGCUUCAAGACUUUAAUAUCAUCAAAAUUGAGGAAGAGAGCAUUCCUAUAUCCAACAAACAGUCCGACACAAAGAGCAGUUCAAAUUUCUUAGGCACUUUUGUGGAGGAACAUUCAGAUGCAAUUAUUACCCAACAACUACAUAGGGAAAGAGUUGGGUCUUUGGGUGCAAGUAAUGAUUCUUUAAAACAAGCAAAAUCUGCUCUACGAAUUCUUCAAUUGUCAGAGGGUAAGCAAUCAGUACUACUAAGAACUAGUGAGAAUCAAUUUGCUGUUCCGGUGCAGGUCAACACCUCUCCAGGUUUCAAACUGAUAACCAACUCUGCCAGUCCCCAGAUCAAUGUAUCUUAUAUGAGGCCAGGGUUAGAAAGAUCAACUAACCCUGCAGGAGGAACCUUCACUCAAAGCAGCAAGAGCGCAGCAGGUACAUCUGAACUAAAGGCAGGAGCUUCUGAAAAAGGUACACUUCUCUCUCCUCCUCAACCAAGUGCUGGGACAACCUCAAAUCACUACCUUAUCAACAGCCCUGGUUUUAAGGGUCCCGUACUCUUCUCAAGCACACCACACAACACGCCUACGGACAAAACGGCAAAGACAUCGCCAACUUGCUACUUUGUACAGAGGUCCGUCCCAUUUGUUCAGACGCCCAGUGCUCCUGGCCUCAGACUGGCGAGUACACAACUCCAGUUGAACUCAAAGCCAGUUCUGGCGAUGCCUGUGAGUCCUUCAGAAAAACCUAGCACUCUGCAGACUGGUCGCCAGGCAUUCUUGCUCCGAUAUAUUUCUCCACCCAAAUCAAACGUACUAUCGAACAACUUAGACCCAAAGACUGGGGCUCGGUGUAGCCAAACCAAUGAAAGUACUGGAAACAAAGUCAUUUUUAAACUUGUCACUCCUACCGGUAGCCGUCUUACAAGUUGCGCUGCCACGUCAAGCAGUCAACCUUUGUUUUUGGCCAACAGACCUCAAACCCAGUGUUUUCUAGUGGCGUCAAACAAGACAAAUUCCUCUAUUGGAGUAAAGAAACUGAUCCCCCUACAAAAUACUGCACACAAAGACGUCAAUUCAACAUCUUUCAUUUCACCCUCUCAGAUGAAUGUAAAGGCACAACCGUACGAUGCAGAGAAACCUAUGCUGGCCCCAAGGCCAAUUAGGCCACCAAGCCAAAGGAAAAGGCGCAGGAAAGCACUAUUUGACGAGCUUCCAGCACCGGUGCAUAAAGCAAAACGACUCUCAAACAAAGCACUGACCGAGAAAGAGACUACGGUGUUAUGGAAGCCUGUAGCCAAAGACGUUGAAAGGACACUACGGCUCGUCCCAUUCAGUUCUCUGCAGCUGAUCAAAUGCCCUCGUAGAUACCAACCUGUGGUGGUGCUCAAUCAUCCAGAUGGUGACAUUCCCGAAGUGGCCAAUAUUAUGAAGAUAGUUAACAGGCACAAAGGUGUUGUUACUAAGGUCUCCCUGUCUCAGAAAACAAUCCAAGCGCUCUCCGAGCGUGGCGCUUUACAGAAGAAUUCCUCGACCAAAGGUGCACCGUCUUACAGGGAGGCGCCGAGACCCCGGCCAGUUCAGAGUUCUGUCCGAGAACGCUUCCUUCUCAAGCUGAAGCUAAGGAGAAAAAGUAAAAAAAAGUAUGAGGUAGUAGAUACUCUUUCAGGCUGCAGAGAAGAGCCUGUGGUGUUUGACUGCUGGUUUUGUGGUCGACUCUUUGGCAACCAAGAAGAUUGGAUUGGUCACGGCCAGCGGCACCUCAUGGAGGCCACCCGAGACUGGAAUAAACUCUUCUGAAAAGGGUUCCAUCACGUUUUUAGAUGUGAUAUUCUGUUCCUUUUCAAUUAACAAAAAAAAGUUUAUUUUUAAAGACUAUCCACAUUUCAUUUGUUCAAUUUCGGUUCCUGUAAAUACAUAUUCUAGUAAUUCAUAGUUUAUCUUUUCAUAGGUGCGUUUUCUAGUAAAAUAUGUACUGCAAGCAUGAUUAAUAUCAUGCUUGCACAGGUCAAAUUGAACUGUGAAAAUGGUACACUGUAUUUUGGAGAUUCAAGAGCACUAGCUUGAAGAGAGGGGACUAUAUCAGUAAAGGUUGUAUGUAGAGGUGGUUUAAAUUACUCAGGUGAUUUCAUAUUAAUCUGGCUCGUCACUUUUGCUUAAUUUCUUGCCUAGUUUAAGGGAUUUUUAUGUUCUUCGCUAUCCUACAUGUGCAGACCGUAAACUAUUUGCAAAGCUUACCGCUUAAGUUUGUUGGCAAAUACCUUUUUUGUUUUACUCUUGUGGUGUAAAGUCUUAUGGUCCAAAUUGUGUCCAUUUUGUAUGUUUUUAAUUGAAGGGGAUUUUAUUCUAUCUGCAGGCUUCGUUUACUGAUUGUCAGGAUUUUGUCAACCUUUAGCAUGUACUCUUCGGACUAAAAAUUGUUCAAAGUAAUGUAAAAAUGUUGCAAAUACUGUUUUCUAAAAUACUUUUGCAGAGGAUAAAUCUGUUAAACUGGCUCUAAGGGAAUUGACCCAUUUUACGCCCUAUGCAGUUUCCAAGCAAGUUUUAUUGUUUUUCAACAGCUCAGAUGUUUAACCUUUUAAAAUGCCAAAGAUGAUAGAAUGGCUGCAUUCCUUUAGUCCUUUUAGAAUUGGAAUUGUACAGGUUUUGAGUAUUAUUCCCCCAGCUGUCAGUAACCGACUGCAACUGACCUUUGUUCAUUAUGGAUUCACCUCCACUAAUCAACCAAUGAAUAGUUUGGUCUAUCAAAGGUCACAAAACGGUGAACAAUGUAUUUUUAUAAAGAUCACAGGGACAACAUAUUUUAGUUUCAAAAGUUUUGCUUUAUUAUAUACAGUAAAUGGAAAAGCAGCAAAUUCUAAUUUAGUGGCUAAAACAAGCCAACGUUUGGAAAUUUUGGUUAAAACUGACUAGGUUAGGAGUCAAAACAUUAGCAAAUUGCCUUCUAUGGAUUGAAUAAUUGAUUCAAUUCAAAAGCAAUCGGUUAGACCUAUAAAGCUGAAGAAAUUAAUCGAAUCGCUUACUCUCUUCUGCUUUAUUGGUCUAAUUGUUAACAUAAUUUCUACCCAGUCAACCCAUACACGUCCUGUAGAUAUUUCACAUCCAAGGCCUGUUGGGAAAGCGAGAUUGUAGCGUAAUCGGGCUGCCUUUCAGUGACUUACGUAUGCGUAAGUCACUGAAAGGCAGCCAUCCUGUGGAGGCCUGUUAUUCCAAAAUCUUCUACUAAACAGGUUUGUAGGAAAUUGUGUUACUGCUGAUUUGAUUCUGGAAAAGGUUGUUUUUCAUAAUGGGAGGUUAGCUGGACCACUAAGGAAGUAAGAAAUAAUCCAAAUCUUUACUAGAAUAGGUGAGUGUGUAUAUAAGAACUUGGCCCAAAAUAAUAUCACCAGAAAAGGAACUUCUAUCCCUUUUUUCAUGUUCCAUUAAGGGGUUUAUUGUUAAUCUCAAAUACUUCCAGAAGUAUCGUUUUAAUUUUACAUUUCUGCAUGCCAACAUGGACCUUGUUUUUAGUUUUUUUUCAUGGUUUAAUGAUUGUAUCGCAUGUUUCCUGUUUUAUUCCGUUCCAUAUGCAAGUGACUGAACAAUGCAAGCCAUGCUAAUGUUUUCAUACUUUCUAAAUGCUUCUAAACAGCCAGCCUCCUGUUACUGAUGUUCUGACCUCGGUAUUUACCACUUUUCACCAGCAUUUAAAUGUUAUUUCAAUCAACAACUCUGCCCUAUUAUUCUACAUUUGGUGCCUGAAAUCUUCUUUUGUAAAUCUCUUAAAUUGUAGCUUGAGUAGUAGCUACAUUACACUUUAAACUGUCGCUGUGUGUCCUCUUCCUAAAGGAAUUUGUUCAGCAUUUUGUGAAAUUUCACUUCCUACAUAUUUCUUUUCUCCAUAGAUUGAGUUGAGAAGCUUACUGUGUCUCUUACGUCAACUAGCUUUGCAAACAGACCAGGUUCAAGGUAAAAGCUUGAUUGAACCUGUCCAAAGUAAAAGAAAACACAGACCGUUAACACCUUUAUCACUUGCUGUAUGUGGUGUGCGCUACAUUUCAUCUGUUUGUGGUUUUAGUGGGAGUUGUUCCAACAAUGUAUCGGCAAACACCAGUGCAACCCAUCACCACUGCGUCUCCGGCUACACCGUGGGUUGCCAGAUACGCUUUGUCCAAACUUCACUGGAGUACAGGACUGUUUCUGCACGCUACCACCAAAGUCACAAUGUUUGGUAUUUAGAGCUCUUUCCCGCCUACUUCCAGCCUUUAUGCUGAUGCUGAUAUUCUCAUCUCACAGUUCCAGAGUACAUGAUUAGCCUAGCCUAGCAUUAAGACAGUCACCAGGAAAACAAGUUACAUGUAACUUCUCUGUAAUAGUUGUAAUUUCUAUGUAUUGUUUUGUGAACAGAUUUAAACAAUCCGAUGGAAUUUGUCAUUUGGUGAACUUUAGCAUGAUGACAAGAGCUCUAUAUGUAACACAGUCACGACGUUGAUAUCCAUUUGCUCAUCUCACUGUAAAGCGAUUAUUUUAAUGAAAGCUGUCUAGCCUGCUGCCGAAAGCUAACUUCCUUGGUCAUAAUCUUGUUUUCCAGAUAUCACCUCUUGCUUUGUCCGCUUUCAGAUGUGGAAACAUUCCAACUCAAUGAAGCGCUGUUAACAUUUUUAUUAGAAGAAUUGAAAUGAUCUAAAACAAUUAAAUGGUCUGUAUUUCUGUCUUCUCAUUCUGGUACGUAAGUAAAAUAGCAAGAUGUAAAGUAUCAGUUUUUCUGGGGUAUUCAUUUGUUUUCCCGAUUGUUUCAUUCUUUAAGUUUCAAUUAAACAUAUGUAUGUAAUAUGUUGCAUAGAUAUUUAGAAUUUUAGGAUACGAAAUAAGAUAAUUGACACGAUUCAGUGCUCAGUACAUACAUUCAAUGCAACGUUUUGUAGCUCCCCCCUUUUGAAAGACAGCUGGAGACGAACACAGCCAAAUGGAUCAUCCACCUUCUUUCCUUCAUCAGAAUACUGAUAAAUAUAGAAUACUUCAUGGCUUGUAUUAAGGGGACACACUACUAGAUUGGCUCAUUUUCUCAGUUGUGACCCCGAAUGGAAAAGUGAGCAGUGAUAAAACUGUUUACUACAACGAAACAGCUGCUUCUCUCCUCCGGAUGAUGUUGCUCCACAAACUGGAUUUUAGCUUCCUUGUGUACGUUAAAGUUGUUCCUGUCCAGCAGGUUGUUCACAACUUUACCGAAUCUCUCAUGCAAAGUGCCUCGAAUGUCCUUCGGCAGGUCGACAAUGUGUACUGUAUUCUUUUUGUUCAACUUUAUGGUUCAGUCUCCUCUAAUAAAUGUACAUACCUAGUUUAAAAAUA